Messenger RNA from Lucilia cuprina (Australian sheep blowfly), 2505 nucleotides. RefSeq lists its product as uncharacterized. The coding region runs from base 197 to 2098 and encodes 633 amino acids. Gene Ontology annotation, molecular function: monocarboxylic acid transmembrane transporter activity. The record is from RefSeq and is a predicted model, not a curated record. Lineage: Eukaryota; Metazoa; Arthropoda; Insecta; Diptera; Calliphoridae. Gene Ontology annotation, biological process: transmembrane transport; monocarboxylic acid transport. The transcript is spliced from 6 exons.
AACAAUAAUAAAAUUAAUUUAAAAAAGUUUACGAAUAUAAAUAUUUCUGCAACCAAUUCAUCAUUUAAAAAGUGAUUAAAAUAUUUGGACACUUUAAAGGAAAUGUUAUCACACCUUAAAACCAAAAGUUUGCUGACUUCGAAAAAAUAAUUGUUCGAACAGAGAGUAAUGAGAAAUCACCAACAACUACAACAGUAUGGGAGAUAAUGUCAAAGUAACAGCAACAGGACCUACAAAUGGUAGCACAGUGACCACAAAUGGAGACACUAAUGGCCAUAAAACUAAAUUGACAGAGACUGCAAAUUUACCGAAAUUAAUAAUAGGCGAUAAUAAAAUAAACUACAAUGAGAAACCGGUAAAAACGAAACCCGCAAAAAAGAAACGUAGAGACAAAAGUGAUUUGGGUGAUGAUUUUGUAGCACCCGAUGGCGGUUGGGGUUGGUUUGUGUCCAUAGCCAGUGGUGUUAAUAUAUUGGUAACAUUUGCUUUGGCUCAACAAUUUGGUAUUAUUUUCCGUGAUCAUAUGUCUCAAUUGGGCAUAUCCAGUUCCCAGUUAACUACAAUUAUUAAUAUACAAAUUGCUGUAUCAGCUAUAACAGGUCUGCUAAACGGUCCACUUUUCCGAAGAUUUUCCUUCCGUCAAGUGGCUUUGUUUGGUUCAUUUCUUACAUUCUUCGGUCUAUUUGCUUGUGCCUUUGCCAAUUCAUUCUUAUUUUAUUGUCUCUCAUUUUCUGUUUGCUACGGUUUCGGUCGUGGUCUAACUGUUUCGGCUUCAUCAUUAGCUGUAAAUACUUAUUUUAAAGAAAGAAGACGUACUGCCACCGCUUAUCAGUUUGGUGUAGCUGGCUUGGGUCCCAUUUGUUUGCCAUAUGUGGCCACGUUUCUCUUAGAUUAUUUUGGAGUACAAGGCACGGUUCUACUCUUUGCUGGUCUUUCCUUGAAUACGGUAGCUUGUUCUCUGAUAUAUCAACCAGUAAAAUGGCAUGUUAAGAAACAUCCUAAAGAUGCGGAGGCAUCUAAAAAACUAACAGUACAUAAUGAAGAUGAUCAUAUAAUAGCUAAUCCGGUGGAGCCAGAAACUCCAGUUUUGCCACGUGCCAAUGAUGGUUGGUUUGGUUCUAGAACCUCCUUAAAUUCACCUUCCAUAAGAAAUAGAUUGGGUUCUUGGGACAAGACACAGGAAGGUACGCCAAUGAUGGAAUUGAAACGUUUAAAUAGUCGUGAUAGCAUUAAAAGUAACAGUAAUUCAGCCAAAGUACGAAGUUUCUCUGUUAGUUACAGUAUUAAGGAAGUGGAAGAAGAUGAGGAACAUGAUGUCAACUAUAAGGAAGGUGAAAAUAAGGAACAGCAUCAUAAUGGUACAGCUUUAACAGAACUACAACUUUUAAGAGAAAAACAAAAUGAAAAAGAGUUGGAACAGGCCAGAAUUGAAGAAGAACAUGAAAGACGCAAGAAACUACCCUGGUACAUGAAAGUGGUGGUGUUUUUCGAUUUGGAUUUAUUGCGUGAUUUUACUUAUGUUAAUUUGGCCAUGGGCUUGACCUUAAUCAAUUUUGUGGAAAUUAAUUUUGCCAUUUUAACACCGUUUAUAUUAUCUGAUUUUGGUUUUGAAAAACAUCAAAUUGCCUUGGCCAUGUCAUUACUGGGAACAUUUGAUCUUAUUUUACGUUUCCUUAUACCCGUCAUAACAGCAAAGAUCAAUUUGAGUAACAAGACUUUCUUUGUAUUGGGCAUCAUGGGCAUGUGUAUAGGUCGUAUCUUUUUAUCGUUUACGAGAAAUUUCUAUGUUAUGAUUGCUAUAUUUAUAUGGUUGGGUUUGAAUAAGGCCUUCCGUACCGUUUUCUGGUCUUUAAUUAUACCCGGUUAUGUGCCACUAAAGAGGCUACCAGCUGCUGCUGGUUUACAGCUAUUAAUGUCGGGGCUAUUUUCUUUAGCUUUUGGUCCUUUAAUUGGUCUUAUACGUGAUAAUACAAGUUAUGCUUUUGCUUUGAACUUCCUUAAUGCUUUAUGUUUAUUGGCCAUUGCCGGUUGGGUUUUGGAAGCUUUUGUGCGUAAAUAUAGAAAUAAACCAAAACCCGUAACUGAAGACUUAAAAUAAUUUAGUUUAAUGUUUAAACUUUUUUCAAAUAGAUUUUUUCUAAUAGUUCUUUUUUAGUUACAACUGUUAAAAGAUCUGUUCAAUAAUUUAAAACAUUGUCAUUUAUUUUAAAAGUGAAGAAAAAAAACAUGUGAUAAAGUUAACAAACAGAUCUUAUAUUUAAAAAAAAUAUUUGUAUAUAUUUUUUUAAUGUAAAUUUAUUGUAAUUUUUAUGUAAAUAUUUUAGGCAUAAUUUAACAUUUUUUUUGUAUUAAACAUUUUGUUUGUUUUAUUAUCAUUUUAUUGUUAGUUAUGUUAAAACACUGUUAUAUUACAAAUAGUUUUAUAUAUUUUUAGAAUAGUAAAAUUUAUAAUCAAAGAGCAUUUUGUUCAAAGAGAGAUUCCACAAAUAAAAAUAUAAAUUUAAU